AUGAGAAGAGGAGGUUCGGCCGGGACGCUCUUCCACUGUUACAAGAAGAAGAAGAAGGCUGCUCCUGCUGCGUCUCCGGCAGACAGCGCCUUUGGGAGUCUGGCGGUUCCCUGCUCCUCCAUGGCCGGCUUCAGGGAAUUUGUCAUGGCAAACCCAAAACCUCGACUCGAGCAGAUUGGUCAGUUGACCCCGAAUGUGCGCUAUGCUGAGCGAACGGUGUCUCUCUUGCAUGGUGUUCGCCGUUCCUCAAUGCCCCCAAAUACUAAUCUCCUCCCAAGUGUUAAUUCUUCCUCGCCGUUAUUGAUGUCGCGAGUGCAGGAUGCUGUGAAGGAUCAUCUUCCCUGUCGCAUCUGUCACACGGACAUCACCGGCCUCUUCCUCAAGACUAAUAGGAUCAACAGGAGGUGCGGCAAGAUCCUGCGGCAGGUCAUCCGCAACGGCGACAUCAAGAACCACAAAUUCCUGACAAACCAGUCACCAAACAUGCUCAGAGGGGUUCAAGUUAGACAAUCAGGCCACCAACAAUCAGCAAAGGCCAUCCAGAUCACAGUCAUUGCGAUGUGGCAGAUGUGUUGUCGUAUGAUUGGAAGUAAAUCGUGCAUCCGAGAUGCGCUGCCGCACGCCACGGUCCGAGGAGGACUUGGGCCAGUGAUGGAUCCCCAGGGAGCAACAUCCUCAGAGGUCCUAAGCCCCAAAGCGAAGACCAAGAUGCGAUGGCUCCAGUCAUCCACAGACGCUCCUAUCAACCCCUAUGACUGCAUCACAACUGUUCCAAGCACAGAUGAGACAAGCCAAGGGCUUCCCCCCAAACGAGGCUAUCCCCCCUCCUGCCCGCUGCCCACCAGUGCACGACCCUCCACCCCAAAGUCGUCCAGUUGCAUGACAAGCGCCCGGAAUCGCUGCCCCACCCACUGUCGGGAGACUUCCACCUGUGUGCGCCCCAUUUUCAGGCAGAACCCCGCACGAGAAUGUUCAGAUAGCAAGCAAGAGGAUGAGGAGAGUGUGCCAGGGUUCAUUGGCUACACAGGUACUCUCUGCUGCCCAGAGAGCACGGAGAAAACGCCCAAAAGUCCCAGGAAUUCUCACCGACAAUUUCCCAACCCAACAGCAAUGAGCACCAAGGCGGAAAUUCGUUUGAAGCGCAUCUGUCACACGGACAUCACCGGCCUCUUCCUCAAGACUAAUAGGAUCAACAGGAGGUGCGGCAAGAUCCUGCGGCAGGUCAUCCGCAACGGCGACAUCAAGAGGUACCUGAUGCUACGUGCCAAGGGCCUGCGCUGCAAGCCCCUUCCCCUCAAGGUAGCAACUGACCCUCGAAGAACCCCAAAAGUCGGUCCAGUUGGAAGUAAAUCCGAUGCAGUCCAGAGGAUGCUGCUUGCCGCACGCACGGGCACAGAGGAGGACUUGUGGCCAGUGAUAGGAUCCCCAGGGGAGGCAACAUCCUCAGAGGUCCCUAAGCCCCAGAAGCGGAAGGCUGGCAUCCAGCCCCCUCGUGUGCCACCCAAGGAUACCAGAGUUGCCGCGGUCAUGAAUGAGAUUCUGAGAGAGGGUGAGAACCCAAUCCUGCCUCUGGGAAAAUCUCUGUUCACGCAGAAUGAUCGCCUCAGCCAAGGGCAGAGGACCUUUGCUUCUCUGAUUGGUUACAAGCUGGCAAAGAAGCGCACAAAGAACAGGGCUCUUGACUGCCUUGAGGGAAGCCAGUUUCUGAUGGACCCCCGGCUCUUUGGGCUGAAACCGAAGCCACAGCCAAGUAAUUCCUUAGACCAAGAUGCGGAUGGCUCCAAGUCAUCCACAGACGCUCCCUCAUCAACCCCUAUGACUGCAUCACAAACUGGUGUGCCAAGCAAGCAGAUGGCAGCACUAAGCCAGAGGCAGCUGUCCCACCCCAAGAACAUGGCGAGGCCUAGUCCCCCCCCUCUCUUGCCCCCGCCUGGGCCCAACACAAGUGCACCAGCACCCAUGCCCAGACCUGCUGCUCCAGGACCAAGCCGGUCCGUAGCGCCAGUCCUGCAUGGACAGAGCGCCCCAGGAAAUGAGCGAGUCAUGCCCCCACUCCACCCUAGUCGGGCAGGAACAUCAGUCCACCCUGGUGUUGAGGUGAGCAUUGCCCCCAUGGCCCAGGUUCACAACCAACCUCCCUCGGUGAUUCACCAGAGGAGAAUGUACACCCCACCCCUUCCCCCUCCAGCCCACAUGCACAAUGCUGCUCUGCUGCCCCAUUCUUCACUGCAGCAGAACUCCUCAGCAACGAGAAUGUUCAGUUAUGAGCAAGCAAUGAGGAUGAGGGAGAGUGCUGGCCAGGGGGUUCCAGUUGGCUACAACAGGUACUCUCCUGCUGCCCCAGAGAGCAAUGGUUGGAGUGCCACCAGGCCAGGAAGUCAUGGCUCUCAUGCGCCACCACUCAUGUUCAUGGGAGGAGCGGCAAUGAUGAAUUCUGUGCGAGAUGCAAGUAUGGUUGUGAGAGCGCAGAGGGCUGCCCCUCCUCCACUGUCCUUCAUGGGGCCGAGCUCUGAGCCACUUGGGAGACCCCCCUUACAGAUGAAUCCCACUCAGGCAGCUAUCAGGCACAUGCACCAUGCUUCCUGGCCCAUUACCCUUGACUCCAGCCAGCAGGCUUCGGCUGCAAGGAACUACGGAGUCAUUAACCACACUCGGCACAUCAUACCAGAACAGCGGCAAGCAGCUAUGCCACAUAACCUCCACGCACGUGCCCACCCUGAACAACCCCCACCAACUCUACCACCAAGACUCCAGGGUCAUGGCAUAAUUGAACAGCCUCAGCCCAACCUAUCACACAGUAUACAGGGUCUUUUGCUAAGUGAGCCAAGACCUCAAGCCUUGUUAGCAAGAUUGCACGCCCAAGUCCCUUCAGAUCAGCAGGCAGUGAACUUGGUAUCAGGUGCGCAAGGACAGAGUGUAGGAGACCAGCACCCUCCUAGUCUGCCCCAUGCCACAAGAGAGUCUGCUAUGCCCAAGCUUCAUCCUCUGCCCAUGUCGCAUGCUGCUGUAUCAAAUACAUCUGCGAAAGAACCCGUGGACCAGCAGCAUCAGCCCGUGCGGCAUCAACACUGCCAUAGAACUUACAGCCCAGAGGUCCUCGCUGUAGUCGAGGCCUUGCUCCUGCAGCUGAUAGAUGUCGGGCUUCCAUCCACCUCAGGGAGCAUCGUCCACACUGCCACACAGCUUUUGGAGGCACGGGGAGUCACCAAUGUCUUCUGCUGCGAACAGGAGGUGGAUAAAUGGUUUAACAGCUUCCGGGCGAGGCACUCAGACCGCCUGCCCCAGGAAAGCAAGGACAGGGUACAGCUCCUGCCGCUUCCCAUCAAGCAGGAGUCGCAGCAGUGGGUGGAGAAGCUGCAGAGGGACAUGGCCUCAUUCCAGAAGGGGCCUGCCAACCGCAUCUACUACAUGCAGGAGCUCAACUUCUUCCUGGACAAACACACUCGUGAGAUCAAGUUCCACCGGAUGUUCCCAGGGAAGGUACACUGCUCAAAUGAGAAGGACACUGUGUCUGUUCUCUUCACCCUGGGUGCAGAUGGGGAGCGCGGUCCGGGCAUUGUGAUCUUUCCCCGGAUGGUGAUGCCGGAGAAGCUUUUCGCAUCUCUGAAGAACACGGAGGGAGGGAGUGACUGGGUGCUGGGCUCCUCUAUGAAUGGCUGGCUCUACAGCGAUUGCAUUGUAGAGUUUGUCAGUGAUGUGUUCGUUCCGUGGCUCAAGAAGAAACACGCCAACUUCCCUGUGGCUCUCUUCACCAAUGAAUACAUCUCCAAUAUCCGCCUGACCAAGAUGAGCGAGUGCUUGCUGACUCAGGGUGUUCAGCUCAUCCCUGUGCCCCAGAGCAUGUCUCUUCUGCUGAGUCCUGCUGAGUGGAUUGUAGUGGAGUAUUUCCGCAUGCACUGGGGGAAGGCCGUGAGUGACUGGAGUGGCAAGAACGGCCUGAAAGCACUGCUUGAAGAGAACUUUGCACCCUUCAUCAUCAGCUGCAUUGGCACCCAUGCUGCCCCUGCUGAAGUGCGGGCCAAGUUUGAGAAAUUUGGCAUCUUUCCCUUCAAUCCACAGGCAGUCUACAGAUGCUUGCGCUCACAAAAACACGAGUGAUGUUAAAAAAAGUAGAUCAGUAUUUUUACAAAAGUUAUAUCUCAUUAUUGUAUUUCUGUAUCCCAAUAUCGGGUUUGCUGCUGACUGUGUCAGUGGAAAUCUGCUGAGCUUUGUAAAAUGACCUUUGGAGCCAAAGAUUUUGAAGAACACAGUGUCUGGUUGACACAUGGAAGUACUUAGCAAUACGUAAUGAUUACAUGUUGUGCUUUGUAUUAUAGGCUUUAUCAAUAGGUUGGAACAUUGUUCUCGGAAACCUUUGUAACAUGAUAAAUGCUUUUGUACUCGCAUCAUAAAGACAAAUUGUAAGUGUAUUUUUACUUUUGCGUUUGUUAAUACUCUAUAUUUUUGUACAAAAGGGGAGUUCUAAUUUUUGUGUGUUAUGUUUUUGCGGCUGCAAAGUGAUGGUGAGACCAAAAGAGGGAGAUUCGCUCCCUGACUGAGAAUGAGGGAGUGAGAGACACCCCCCUCUUACUCAGCCUCCUGUACUUGUUCAAAGUAUAGAAGAUGUUGAAUCUCACUAAUUGAGAUCCUUGUUUUUUGUUGAAGCUGGCUGUUCUUUACGUAUGAAAAUGUAUACUUCAGUACUUGAUGGUUCACUUCAAAACAGGUAUUGACGAAACUACGAUUUUUGUUUUCUGCACUUUUAGCCAGUUUUCUACCUCAUAUUUGUUCCUAUUUACUGUUUGUUUUGUAUACCUUGCUGGUAUUGGAGGUGAAUGAGAGCCAUAAGAUACAUCGUCUCUGUUUUAAAAGUACAGCAUAUUUGUUCUUAUUCCUUUCUUUGGGCCUUUUGUAUUUGAAGAAAAGAAAAGUGUUCCUUUUUAUAUAUUUAAGUGAAAAGAAAAUAUUGUUCUUUUACAGAAAACAAAUGUAUAACUGAAAACAUUUAUAAAUAUAUAGUGUCACAGAAGCAAAGUUUAUCAAUAUACAAAUGUGGAAUGGUAUGUACUAUGUGUGUAUACAUGUAUGUAAGUGAAAAUUUACUAUAAUUGGAAAAAAUGUAUAGAGACCUUAUUCGUAUGUUAAAAAAAGUAAUGGCAUAAGUCUGGUCCAGUAUGACACAGUUUGUUGGUGCUGUAUAAAAUGGUGAUAGAAUAAAAGUCACAGGUCUGUGAACUUGUUCAUGUAAGCAGGUUUAUGUUUUCAUAUGAGAGAAUAGAAGAAACGUUUAAGUAACAUGAUUUUGUUUUCUGAUAACGCUUUCUUUGGAAAGAUGAAUAAAAAGAUUUAUCUAGCUCACUGUUUUAUUUUGUUAUUAUUGGUAUACGUUGUUUUUAAGUGUUCUUGUCUUUCUUUUUUCUUUCUUUCUUUUUUUAUGUACAGUACAGAAAAUUAAGAUAUUUAUCAAUAUUGAGACUUAAGAUACGGAGUGGUGAAAAGAAAUUUAAAUUGUUCAUAUCACUGCUUAUCUUAUUUUUUCGUUUUUGUUAAAAAAAAAACAAAAAAAAACUACAAUUUCUUGAUAAUCUGUAAUGGUAUGAGAUAUGUAUUUACACACAUUUAAAUGUUUAUUUUUUAUCGUUAUAGACGAAUACUAUCCGAGUCAGAUAGUCGGAUUCAGAAAUGCAACUCAAGUGCAGGAUCUCAAGUGAGAGUGAGAGCGUGUUUGAGCGUUGGUGGUUCUCAUUUUGAUAUCAUAUUCUCUGGUAAUAAAAGCUUAGAUAAACGA
This is a messenger RNA of Penaeus monodon (black tiger shrimp), 5767 nucleotides long. RefSeq lists its product as uncharacterized. The coding region runs from base 1 to 4098 and encodes 1365 amino acids. The record is from RefSeq and is a predicted model, not a curated record. The transcript is spliced from 12 exons. NCBI's taxonomy places the organism in Eukaryota, Metazoa, Arthropoda, Malacostraca, Decapoda, Penaeidae.